Molecule: messenger RNA, 1156 nt
Organism: Seriola aureovittata
Lineage: Eukaryota; Metazoa; Chordata; Actinopteri; Carangiformes; Carangidae
Gene: pir
Product: pirin
Exons: 10
Coding region: 146-1033 (295 amino acids)
Biological process (GO): monocyte differentiation
Cellular component (GO): nucleus
Molecular function (GO): quercetin 2,3-dioxygenase activity
Source: RefSeq, a predicted model, not a curated record
GUCACUGCACCAUCCAGGCCGCUGAGACCCUCCUGUUCACCGAGAAGAGUAUUUUGAAACUGGGGAAACCCAACGAUUGCGUGACCUUUCCGGUUAUUUUGUCAUAUCAUGUUACUCUGCAGUAUUUUAUUUUGUGACUGCUCAAAUGUUUCCCAGCACAAUGAACGUGAGAAAAGUGGAAAGGACAGUUCUGAGUGUGGAACAGGCAGAGGGAGUCGGCGCUCGUGUCCGCAGGAGCAUUGGCAGAAAGGAGCUGAGGAACCUGGAUCCCUUCCUGAUGUUGGAUGAGUUUAGAGUGAGCAAGCCGUCAGGUUUUCCAGACCAUCCUCACAGAGGAUUUGAGACUGUAACAUAUGUCUUGGAGGGGAUCACAGCCCAUGAAGACUUCUGUGGCCAUUCAGGACGACUGAAACCCGGAGAUCUGCAAUGGAUGACGGCAGGACGGGGGGUGGUCCAUGCCGAAAUGCCCGUAUCGGAGGAGCCGGUGGUGGGCUUACAGCUGUGGGUGAACCUGCCGAGGAAAGACAAGAUGGUGGAGCCAGCGUACCAGGAGCUGAAAGGCUCAGAGAUCCCCAAACCCAGCCAGGGAGGAGUCAGAGUCGCUGUGAUAUCUGGAGAAGCUUUAGGUGCAAAGUCUAAGGUCUUCACAAGGACGCCAACCCUGUAUCUGGACUUCAGGCUGGAGACAGGGGCCCUACAUGUGCAGCCAGUCCCCUCAGGAUGGACUACAUUCAUCUACACUUUAUCAGGAUCCAUUCAUCUUGGCCCGGAUCAGGAGCAGCAGAGGGUGGAGGCCCAUCACACAGUCGUGUUUGGAGAUGGAGACUGUGUCCAGGUAGAAAACAAGGGCUCUGAAGUUUCCCAUUUUGUGCUAAUUGCUGGAGAACCACUCAAAGAGCCCGUGGUACAACACGGUCCAUUUGUAAUGACCACAGAAGAAGAGAUCAGUCAGGCCAUCAGGGACUACCAGAGUGGCAGAAAUGGCUUUGAAAGGGCCAUAAAAUGGAGAUCCAAGAUCAGAGAUUCUGUCUAAACACUACGCUGUUGCACUCAAACAUAUUUAUAGAGAUAUUUGUUUGUGAUAAUUAAGUACAAAACGAAGGUAAAAGUUUGAUGUUUGAAAACACUUCUAAAUAUAUGCUGUAUGUACUUUCCA